Lentinula edodes (shiitake mushroom) is the source of this 1290-nucleotide messenger RNA. RefSeq names its product WD40 repeat-like protein. Gene Ontology annotation, cellular component: nucleus. NCBI's taxonomy places the organism in Eukaryota, Fungi, Basidiomycota, Agaricomycetes, Agaricales, Omphalotaceae. The transcript has 4 exons. Bases 1 to 1290 code for a protein of 429 amino acids. Gene Ontology annotation, molecular function: protein binding. The record is from RefSeq and is a predicted model, not a curated record.
AUGACCCAAACUACUCUUCUUCAAUAUGAAGCACCUUGGCCUAUCUAUGCGUUGGACUGGUGCAAAUCUACUUCUCCAAAGGAACAGAUGCGACCCAGAUCGUCCUUCCGUCUUGGUAUCGGUUCCUUCUUGGAAAACUUUUCGAAUCGCAUCGCCAUAGUCGGCUUACAAGACGAGCAUAUCUUGGUUGAAGAUGACUAUACCGACUAUCCUGACUUCGUGACUCUUUGCGAUGCUCACCAUGGUUAUCCAGUAACCAGUCUACAAUGGCAACCUGUAAGUGCAAUAUCCUAUCAAUGGUCGCAGAAAUCUCCAUCUACGGAGCUUUUGGCUACAACUGGAGACGCGCUGAGGUUGUGGGAAUAUUCGGGCGACGCGCAGCCCGCGAUGUCGAAUUUCGUUGGGAGGACUGCAAGUUCAAGUGGUCACAGUCUAAGUCUGAAGACUGCACUAUCUGGGCAAUCGAAAGUACAGAACAAUUCUAAUGGCGCGCCGUUGACGAACUUUUCGUGGAACGAAAAGGCACCUAGCUUGAUUGUCACUUCUUCUAUAGACACUACGUGUACUGUCUGGAAUAUCGACACAUCUGCUGCGGUUACCCAGCUUAUUGCUCACGAUCGCGAAGUCUACGACGUCGCUUGGCUCCCAGGAUCCACAGACAUUUUUGUAUCUGUCGGUGCUGACGGGAGUCUACGCGCCUUCGAUCUUCGAAGUUUAGAACAUUCAACAAUCUUGUACGAGACACCUGCACCUAAAAACGUGCCGCCUCCAUCUGUUUCACCAUCUACAUCUGCUCGUCCGCCUACUUCACCUCUUCUUCGCAUUGCCUUCAACCCAUCAGAUAGUAAUUACAUGUCAACCUUCCAUAUGGAUGGAUCCGAAAUCCAGAUUUUAGACAUGCGAAGCCCUGGUCAACCUGUGCUUGAGCUAAAAGGGCAUCAUAGCCAAAUCAACGCAGUAGGUUGGGGGUCUGGCGACCAACCGUUGUUGGCAACUGCUGGCGAUGAUUGCCAGCUCUUGCUGUGGGACCUUGCCAAUUAUACCGCAGCCUCUGCCAGCAUGAACGCUAAUUCUCCUAGGAGCGCAAGCUCCCGCUUAAACUCCCCAAGACCAGACGUGAAGAAAAAGCUUGUGACUGAGCCAGCAUUCGCAUAUACAGCACCGAGCCAGAUAACAAAUUUAGCUUGGUCCCCGACCAUUCAAGGUCUAAACAUGAGCACGGGCCAGUCGACCGCAGGUGAAUGGGUAGCGAUUGCUUGUGGCAAGACCGUAAGGGCGCUGAAAGUGUGA